Molecule: messenger RNA, 2139 nt
Organism: Diaporthe amygdali
Lineage: Eukaryota; Fungi; Ascomycota; Sordariomycetes; Diaporthales; Diaporthaceae
Product: g patch domain-containing protein 1
Exons: 2
Coding region: 1-2139 (712 amino acids)
Biological process (GO): mRNA processing
Cellular component (GO): nucleus
Molecular function (GO): RNA binding
Source: RefSeq, a predicted model, not a curated record
AUGUCCUACAAGCGGACUCGCGCGCAAUACGAGGCCGAUCUCCAGAAAUCCCAGUCCCCCUACGUCGCCUACGGCACCCCCCUCCCGCCCUUGGACCCUGACGUCCGCGACGAUGGCUCCUACGUCCCCGUCUGGAAGCAGGAGGUGAGGGAUGAGAGGGGCAGGAAACGCCUUCAUGGCGCCUUCACUGGUGGAUGGAGCGCCGGCUAUUUCAACACCGUGGGAUCCAAGGAGGGAUGGACGCCCUCAGCCUUUGUCUCCUCGCGGUCCAGCCGCCGCAAGGACGACAAGUCUACCACCAGCCAACGGCCCGAGGACUUCAUGGACGAGGAGGACCUCGCCGACGCCCAGGAAUCCGAGAAGCUACAGACUUCGCACGCAUUUGCCGGCUUGGGCGCCACUGACGCCGGUGCCGGCCGCUCAGGGGGGCUGGUUGGCCUCUUCCACGUACAAGGCGAGACAAUGGGCACGAAAUUGCUCAAGAAGAUGGGCUGGAAAGAGGGCCAGGGGGUUGGGCCCAAGAUCCGCAGAAAGGCAGAGCUUGGUAUGGGGACCAACCCGGACUCGGAGGCCGCAGGUGAUACGUACUUGUUCGCGCCGGAAAAUUCCCCAAUGAUAGCAUUUAUCCGCAAGACCGACCGCAAGGGGCUUGGACAUGCUGGGGAAUCAGGGCUCGCACCUCUGGGGUCAUUGAGGUCGGGUCAGCCUUCACAGUCGGACGACGAAGAUGAGAGUGACGAAGGCUUCGGCUUGGGCCGGUCUAGGUUCUCGGCCUCCAAAAGCCAGAAGAAAAAGGACACCAAAGCCCGUGGAGGCAUCGGCAUGGGCGUACUGAACGACACUGGCUCCGAUGACGAAGACCCAUACGAGAUGGGACCGCGCAUAUCAUACAACAGGAUCCUUGGGGGCAGCAAGAACAACAAGAAGAAGAAGGACGCGAACUCUACACCGACGAAUCCGGCGCUUAGAUCCAAGCCAGUUUUUGUACCAAGACGCAAGGCCGCGGUGAAAGCGGCCUCCAGCGACGUGCGGAAAUGUCACGAUGGCCGGCCACCCUUGGAAGGGUUUUGCUUGGGUCAAGAGUUGGAUCCUCUGAUAUCUAUGAUCAACGCCGAGGGCAAGUAUCAACCACCAGAGAUACCAGCAGGUUGGAAGUCGAGCUUGAGGCCCGAAGCCACUCGGGACACUUCAGACUAUAAGUCUACGGCAGAUGCUGCAAAGGCCUCUCAGCUCAACCCCUUGAGCCGAGGUGAUUUGCUUGGAGAGAAGCAACUUCCGGGAAAGUCUGUCUUUGAUUUCCUGUCUAUCUCUGCCAGGGACCGCUUAGCAGCUGCGACAGGAAAGGCAGACCUACCAGAGGCCAAAGGCGAGGUUCCAGAAGGCUAUGCACUGUCGGCGGAGAAGAAGCGACGCAGGCUGUUGGAACAAAUACCAACUCUGGACAAGCAAAGUGCUCUAGGUGCCAUGGCAAGGGGUGCAGCGGGUGGCGGGCCCUAUGGAGACAACGAGGAUAAGCGAUCUCGCUACAGGGGCUAUCUCGAGCUGCAAGCUGGCUUGAGGAGCGAGCCGCCCAUUAAACCGGCCAAGAUGACCAACGAUGAGUGGUUACAGGAGUUCCAUGAGUUUUACAAUGUUGCCAGGAUAUUCCGCCCCAUGACUGGAUCGAUGGCCUCCAGGUUCACAACGUCAUCGUCUUCCAAUCUAGCGAGCGGCACCGACGGCAAAGCUGGAGAUACUGGCCUGCUCUCCAAGCCCUCGUCCAAACCCGAGGACACAGCUGAGGCGGCGGCCAAGAUGGGCAUGUUUGGACACAUGACGCGAUCCUCCCGGGACUUCUAUCCGACCCGGCUGCUGUGCAAACGGUUCAAUGUCAAGCCGCCAGCACACGUCCAAGCUGACACAGAUGCGGACACGGCAAAAGCUCAGGGGCCUCCUGGACCAAUGCCCACGCGCGGUUUGAUCCAAGAUAUCUCGGUCAACGACGCAACGAGUGGUUCGGACGAUCAAGAGCCGACGACUGGGCCUCCCAAGCAGGAUAUAAUGAUAGACAGCAGUAGAAACGAGGCCCUGGAAGGCAAGAGGGCCGGCGAGGAGGUGUUCAAGGCCAUCUUUGGCGAUAGUAGUGAUGACGAAAGCUAG